Messenger RNA from Mycena citricolor, 1814 nucleotides. Lineage: Eukaryota; Fungi; Basidiomycota; Agaricomycetes; Agaricales; Mycenaceae. The record is from the annotation of a GenBank genome assembly.
CGACAACAGUUCACAUGCAUGCAUGCAUCCGAUCCCUUUCCGCAGGGAGUACUUGGCCAAGAUGUCGUCUUGGGACGCCACCAAAGCAUCACGGGCAAGAUGAACAACCCUUCCAGGUUUCCAUGACUGCUACCGGCAAAGCACCGCCUCUAUCUGCCGUAUACUAAGAAAGAAUCCGCAGUCAUAGGAAUGGCCUUCUACGAUGCAUGCUCAGUUCUCACACUGACACGGUACGAUAUCCGCUUGACUGACCCGGUCCCGAAUCCAGCAACCCCACCUCAGUGAUCAGUAACUGAUCACGAUCCUGUCCAGCCUCGUCCGGAUGCAUAUCCUUUCGAUUUACAGUGGCUGUCCUGAAUUCGGACCCGCCUUUUCACUAUUCCCAUGCACAUCGUACGCCUCCCAGAACUGCUGGCCCUGGCUCUUGUUAUCAGCGACAUUCCAUUCAGCGUUUGUGCCGCUCGCUGUCUUGGAAGAGGAUGCUUGAGCUCAGAUGACACACCUCAACGCAGGGACAGCACCCUCCACUCCAGAUCGCUCUCCCACCCAAACAUGAUCGCUGUCGUUGCCGGUGUGGUCGCCGGAGUCUCGGUCUUCCUUUUCGCUAUCCUCGUGGUUAUUCUCGUUGUUCAGAGUCGCCGCGAUAAGAUUCAGAAAGUGGACACUGAAGGCGCAGUUCAGUUAGAAACCGCCAAACCCGAAUUUGCGACCCUCGUUCCACAAGCGAAGCCAUCGACUGCGGUCGAGCAUGCCGCAUCUCGGCUGCCUCAAUCUGUUCCUUUCGUUUCAGAGUGGUAUCCGAAUGAGCCUGCGGCCGGCACAAACUCGGGACUGCCACUCUCCAGCGCCACGAUGAGCUCCUCCAAAGAGACACAGGCUCAAAGCACGUUGUCCGAACCCCGCCGAAAGGCCACCCACUCUCGUUCUCUCACAAUUCAGCUUCCUCCUCGCACCCCUCCCCACGGCCGUUCUAUAGGCCUACCCAGGAACCCCUCGCCCGCCGCGGCUCGUUCCUCUCCAGCGCUGCGCUCGAGGAGAUCGGACUCAGACUUCCACCGGAGAGGCGACUCCGGGCGGUCUACGCCGCGGGCCGGGCGUCGGCCUCCGCCGCUUCCGCUCUCGGCGAGAGGACGGGCAUCGAGUCUACCCCGGAACCCAUAUCCCAGGCGACCGAGCAUCUCUGUGUCCGUCCCACCUAGUCCCGUGCGGACACACGUACUGUCGGUGUCGGACGACGUGACCUCCACUCGCAGCCGGUUCAGUAUUUCCCCUGUCAGGACUGGUGGCUUCUUGCUCCCCAGCUUGAGUACGUCCACGAGGAGCUCGCCUGGUCGGCCGAGGGCGCAGAGGUUGGGUUCCUUCUCAGAUAGCGUGGCCGCUUCAAAUUGAGGAGUAUGUAUGUUUCUUUCUACUGGCUUUUUGGACUAUCAUUACAACCUCACUGUACAACUCGCACGGACACUCUCCAUUGUUCUAGAGCACACACUCUCUACUUACGUUUCGCCCCCAAGAAAGACUGCGGAUUCCCGCUUCGGAAGAGCGCAGCAGAUCCGAUCAAAACCGGGAUGAUGCAGUGACCAAGUAGCGCUAUCGAGUGCGAUGUGAGAUGAGAGAGCAGCACUCAAGAGGAACAUUCCGUGGCAAUACACACAUGUCAACAAUAUUUCCAACCUGGCGCAAACGCAUGUCAUCAAUCUAUCUUUCAUACCCUAACCCGAGGCAGAAACCGUGAGAUCGACAACAAUGCUAUCGCUCGCUUUGUCCAUGAACAACACGUUCUCGCUGUCCCUCAAGUCCAUUAAGUGUCGUUCCAU